AAAACGUUUAGAGUUAAGGAAUGGAGACCAGCUGGAAAGAUGCGUACCAAGACACUGUGAUUUUUAUCUCCUUCAUUAAAUACCGGAAAACAUGAACCACAAAUUUGGAUCUAAAAAUUAAGCCCGAAGGCUUCGCCAGGAACUGCUCAAUUCUCCCCCUUCACACCGUUGUUCUUCUAACACUUGUUUACACUAUUUCAUGAUGAAGAUUACUAUAAACGAGUCUACUAUUGUUCGUCCAGCUGAAGCCACUCCUAAAAGAAGUCUAUGGAACUCCAAUUUAGAUAUAGUGAUGACAAGAUACCACGUCCCUACUAUAUACUAUUAUAAGCCAAAUGGUUCUUCUGAUUUCUUUGAUACUCGAAGGCUUAAAGAGGCUUUGAGCAAGAUUCUUGUCCCAUUUUACCCUAUUGCUGGAAGGUUGGGGUAUGAUGAAAAUGGAAGACUUGAGAUAAUAUGCAACGCUGAAGGAGUUUUAUUCGUUGAAGCUGAAACUAAUUCAGUUAUGGAACAUUUGAUUGGUGAUUUUACUGAGAACUCUCAAGUUUUAAGUUUAGUCCCUAAAGUCGACUAUUCUGGAGGAAUAUCUUCUUAUCCACUUCUUAUUAUUGCAGGUAACUAAGUUCAAAUGCGGUGGAGUUUGUCUUGGAGUAGGGUUUCAACAUACUUUAGGAGAUGGCACCGCGGCUCUUCAUUUCAUCAAUAGUUGGGCUGACAUCUCACGGGGCUUGUCUCCUGCCAUUGCACCAUUCAUCGAUCGAACUCUUAUUCGUGCUCGGGACCCACUCCGGUAUUGAAGUCUGCAUCAAAAUCUCAAUCAAAUGAUCAUAAGCCAUCCAUUGUCUCCACCUUUAAGCUCACAGCUGAUCAAUUGAACACCCUGAAAGCCAAAGCAAAUGUUGCAAAUGCAAACGGUGGUAAUUAGAAGAGACUAAUUAUAUUUGUGAGCCUAAACUCUCAAUGACGACAAGCCCAUGUGAAAAAUGCUAACAAGCUUAAGCAUUUCACUUUAAAAACCCCAAUUGAUCAUACAAGCUUAGACAUUUCAUAUUGGGUUUAAGUUUUAGGCUUAAUUUUUAUUAUAUAUAAGCACAAUAUUUUGUUUAUUA
Molecule: messenger RNA, 1109 nt
Organism: Gossypium arboreum
Lineage: Eukaryota; Viridiplantae; Streptophyta; Magnoliopsida; Malvales; Malvaceae
Product: shikimate O-hydroxycinnamoyltransferase-like
Exons: 3
Coding region: 200-622 (140 amino acids)
Molecular function (GO): acyltransferase activity, transferring groups other than amino-acyl groups
Source: RefSeq, a predicted model, not a curated record